AUGGCCGGUAAAUAUGCUUGGUAUACUAGAUUAACUGACACAGUUCAUCGUUUAACUGUUUUAUCGUUAGUAGGCUUUACAUUAUACAUGUCUGGCGGUUUGGUUUAUACAAUGUACGUGAAUGGUAAGAAGUACGAGGCUCAGCAGUUGAAGAUAAAGGAACAAGAUGAGCUUAAUACCAAGAAUGAAGAGAUCAUGAAGGAUUAA
This is a messenger RNA of Saccharomycodes ludwigii, 207 nucleotides long. RefSeq names its product Cox14p (gene COX14). Bases 1 to 207 code for a protein of 68 amino acids. The record is from RefSeq and is a predicted model, not a curated record. The transcript has a single exon. Lineage: Eukaryota; Fungi; Ascomycota; Saccharomycetes; Saccharomycodales; Saccharomycodaceae.